Messenger RNA from Phascolarctos cinereus (koala), 4046 nucleotides. Lineage: Eukaryota; Metazoa; Chordata; Mammalia; Diprotodontia; Phascolarctidae. The record is from RefSeq and is a predicted model, not a curated record.
CAUAAUUUAAAGUUCAGAGGAUCUACUAGCCUGUCAAAGCGGUCCAUGCCAUGAUACAAGAAAAACUCUGAACUUCUGGGACUUGACCAUGACGCCAGGAGCCGAGGUACUGCAGGAUCGUGCAAUGACGUCAGCGUCCUAGGAAAAGAGAAUUGAGGGCGGUACCAGGUCGAGCUUCCGCUGGCGACCUCAGUUCCCCAGCGCGUGUAAAACUACAAUUCCCAGAAAUCAAGCGAGGGUCGUCCAAGCUCAAUUCUUCAAAUAUUUCCAUUGGCUCUCGAUGGCUGCUGGCGACCAAUUAGAUGUGAGCUCCUUGGCGGAAGCCAAAAUGGCCGUGCUUCCGGGCUAGAGAAGUGACUUCCGCCGGGUGUGAGUCUGUUGUGGCUGAGGUUCUUCGACCAAAGACAGCAGUUGGGAAGAGGGGCUGGAGAAAAAAGGGAAGCUGGGAUGGCGAGAACGUGUGGGGAGAAAGUCAGGGGACCCCUGCACUGAGGGGCUGCUGCUGACAGCCAGAGCCGGCUUAACACCUUGCUGCCUGGUCAGUCCCAGUUUCAGAGCUGCCCCAUUCUGGCGCUGGCUGCUGGACGAGAAGCGGGAAGAGCCCGUGGGUGACCCCACCCCCGAAACUAGGCGAGCCUCGUCUCCCGGGUUUUGACUCGGCUUCCCUUGUCCCCACCGCCUUAGCGUGGAGCCAUGAAGGUUGUGAAUCUCAAGCAGGCCAUCCUGCAGGCGUGGAAGGAGCGAUGGAGCGAUUAUCAGUGGGCUAUCAACAUGAAGAAGUUCUUCCCCAAGGGAGCCACUUGGGACAUCCUCAAUCUGGCAGAAGCCCUGCUGGAGCAAGCCAUGAUCGGACCGUCCCCCAACCCUCUUAUUCUGUCGUACCUGAAGUACGCCAUCAGCUCCCAGAUGGUGUCUUACUCGACAGUACUCACGGCCAUCAGCAAGUUUGAUGAUUUUUCCCGUGACCUCUGUAUCCAGGCCCUGUUGGAUAUCAUGGACAUGUUUUGUGACCGACUAAGUUGUCAUGGCAAGGCAGAGGAGUGCAUAGGUCUGUGCCGUGCCCUCCUCAGUGCCCUUCAUUGGCUGCUUCGAUGCACAACUGCCUCAGCAGAGCGACUUCGGGAGGGCCUUGAGAUGGGGGCCACAACAGGGGAGAAACAACUCACCAUGUGUCUUCAGCAACUUAAGAAGAUCCUCAGCAGCACCAAGAAUCGAGCCCUGUUACAUAUUGCCAAACUGGAGGAAGUCUCCUCCUGGACAGCCAUUGAGCAGUCACUAUUGAAGCUUGUGGAGACCUUUGCCAGCCUUAGCAACUCCCAUCUCCAGAGUCAAGCCGAAGAGUGUGGAGCACUCAUUAGAAGCAUCCCCAUCAUGCUGUCUAUGCACUCAGAGCAGCUGCACAAGACUGGGUUCCCCACAGUGCAUGCUGUGGUCCUCCUGGAGGGCACCAUGAAUCUGACAGGAGAGAUGCAGCCAUUGGUUGAACAGCUGAUGAUGGUGAAGAGGAUGCAGCGUAUUCCCACCCCUCUCUUUGUCCUUGAGAUCUGGAAAGCUUGUUUUGUGGGUCUCAUUGAAUCCCCUGAGGGCACUGAGGAGCUCAAGUGGACAGCCUUCACUUUCCUCAAGAUUCCUCAGGUUUUGGUGAAACUGAAGAAAUACCCUCAGGGGGACAAGGACUUCACUGAGGAUGUCAGUUGUGCCUUUGAGUUCCUGCUGAAGCUCACACCCUUGCUAGACAAGGCUGACCAUCGGUGCAACUGUGACUGUAUCAACAUGCUACUCCAGGAGUGUAGUAAACAAGGACUGCUCUCUGAGGUGAACAAAGAGAGCCUGAUGGCCAAGCGUGUAGCUGACCGAGACCAAUCCCCUUGGUUGAAAUCAGCUGAAAAUGCCAACAUCCAGCCCAAUCCAGGGCUGAUUCUUCGAGCAGAGCCCACAGUCACUAACAUUCUCAAGACAAUGGAUGCAGAUCACUCCAAGUCCCCAGAAGGACUGUUGGGGGUUCUUGGCCACAUGCUUUCUGGGAAGAGCCUGGAUUUGUUGUUAGCUGCUGCUGCCGCCACUGGAAAACUCAAGUCCUUUGCCCGAAAAUUCAUUAGCUUGAAUGAAUUCACGAAGAACAUCAGUAAUGAAAACUCCCUGGGCCAGCAAGGCUUCUCCUCGCUUCUGUGUCUACUCCCUACAGCCAAAGCAGCUUCAGUCCGUGCUCUGCUCUUUGACAUCUCCUUCCUCAUGUUGUGCCAUGUGGCCCAGACCUAUGGUUCAGAGGUCAUUCUGUCAGAAUCCAGCACUGUGGGUGAAGUGCCUUUCUUUGAGACCUGGAUGCAGACGUGUAUGCCUGAGGAGGGCAAGAUCCUGAAUCCUGACCACCCCUGCUUCCGGCCUGACUCCACCAACGUGGAAUCCCUGGUUGCCCUGCUCAACAACACCUCUGAAAUGAAGCUAGUGCAGAUGAAGUGGCAUGAGGCCUGUCUCAGCAUCUCAGCUGCCAUCUUGGAGAUUCUGAAUGCCUGGGAGAAUGGAGUCCUGGCUUUUGAGUCCAUCCAGAAAAUCACAGACAACAUCAAGGGAAAGGUGUGCAGCCUGGCAGUGUGUGCUGUUGCUUGGCUUGUGGCCCAUGUGCGUAUGCUAGGCCUGGACGAACGUGAGAAAUCAUUGCAGAUGAUUCGACAGCUGGUAGGGCCUCUCUGCAGUGAGAAUACCCUGCAGUUCUACAGUGAGAGGGUGGUGAUCAUGAGCUCAAUUCUGGAGCACAUGUGCGCAGAUGUUCUACAGCAGACAGCCACACAGAUCAAAUUCCCAUCUACCGGCAUGGAUACAAUGCCCUAUUGGAACCUCCUGCCCCCCAAAAGACCUAUCAAGGAGGUGCUGACAAGCAUCUUUGCAGAGGUUCUGGAGAAGGGCUGGGUGGAUAGCCGGUCCAUCCAUGUCUUUGACACCCUGCUGCAUAUGGGUGGUGUUUACUGGUUCUGCAACAACUUGGUCAAGGAGCUGCUGAAGGAGACUCGAAAGGAGUAUACCCUUCGAGCUGUGGAGCUGCUAUACUCCAUCUUCUGCCUAGACAUGCAGCAAGUCACCCUGAUACUGCUGGGCCACAUCCUUCCUGGCCUUCUCACAGACUCUUCCAAAUGGCAUAGCCUCAUGGAUCCCCCAGGCACAGCCCUGGCCAAGCUGGCAGUGUGGUGUGCCCUGAGCUCAUACUCCUCUCACAAGGGGCAGGCAUCUUCCCGACAGAAGAAAAGACAUCGUGAGGACAUUGAAGACUACAUCAGCCUCUUCCCCCUGGAUGAUACACAGCCAUCAAAGCUGAUGCGACUUCUGAGUUCCAAUGAGGAUGAUGCCAAUGUUCUCUCUAGCCCCACUGAUAGGUCCAUGAGCAGUUCUCUCUCAGCCUCUCAGAUGCACACAGUCAAUAUGAGAGACCCUUUGAACCGAGUCCUUGCAAACCUGUUCCUGCUCAUCUCAUCGAUCUUGGGGGCCAGGACGGCAGGCCCUCACACCCAGUUUGUUCAGUGGUUCAUGGAGGAGUGUGUGGACUGCCUGGAGCAGGGCAGCCGAGGCAGCAUCCUGCAGUUCAUGCCUUUCACCACUGUGUCGGAAUUGGUCAAAGUGUCAGCCAUGUCCAGCCCCAAGGUGGUUCUGGCCAUCACGGACCUCAGUCUCCCUCUGGGCCGACGGGUGGCUGCCAAAGCCAUCGCUGCACUCUGAGAACGUGGUGGAGGUGAAGUACUUUUCUUUUGGGGGGGGUUACAUUUGAGGAAUGAAGGAAACUGAGGAACAGAGAGAGCAGAAGGAGAGACUGAGCAGCUUAGAGACCAAGGCACUCUCCUGUGUGAUGACUGAUUAUUGAUCAGGGAGGACUUUCUGCAGAAACAGUGUCUCCUUUGAGACACUGUGUGUCCUCUGUCCAUCCUUCUCUGUCCCUGGUUCAUUUCCCAUUCCUCUCCUUGCCACGAAUUUCCAUUUCUUCUUCUGGUGGCUGCCUUGAGCAUCGGUGCUUCUGUGGGCCUCCAUUGCCAGAUGAAUAAAGUCCCAUUCCUCAGGGA